AGUCCUUAGAAUUUUUUCUGAAGCGAUUUCUUGAAAAUUAUCCGGACGCGCAAUGAUGCUCAAAUCUUAGUAGCGCUUACUCGAUAACAGUAACGCACGAUGUUGCCGAUAUUUUCCGGGUUGCUGGCCGGUGCGGUUUGCGUGCUCGCGCCGGAUCACUUGGCUCCGGUUUUGUCGCUGAGUUUCACUGACGUCCACGAUUUGCGGUCGGCUUUCCGCAUCGGCUUCCAGUGGGGCAUCGGGCAUUCGAGCGGCAUCUUGGUGGUGGUCUUCGUCGUGCUGCUGCUUCGCGUCACCGUCACGCACUACAUCUUUGAGGUCUUCGUUUUUUGGUCGCAGGUUUUCGUGGGAAGCACGCUCUUGAGCCUGGGGGUCUACUACUUUUUCCACCAGACGAAGUACCUCUCGACAGAGGAAGGCACACCGGGGGACGGCAAGACCGGAACGGGUGCGAGUUCAUUUUUCUUUUUGCGAGGCAUGAGGCACCAGAGGUUUUUCAUGUUUCCAUCUGGCCUCCCGCCCGAUGAAGAUCGAUCCUAUCGCUAUUGAGUGAAGGGGAGGGAACAAGCAACACUGCUUUCGAUCGCGCCCCUUGACCGCCCGCCGCUCGCAAAAUGAAACCCGCUACGCGCCCUGGCACGCUUAGAUGAAACGUAUCAUGUUGUACAUCACCUAUCGCUCGUUCAUGUGUUGCAAACAUCAUGGGCACUCGUUUUCGAUUUCGCUUUCGCAAUUUAUUACGAACCAAAAAAAAAGAGACAGAGGUAAUGAUCAAUGCAAGAGAAGUCCGUGGUCGUGUACAAAUAUUGUGAUCAGAGCUGCAGGUGCAGCCGGCGUAUACUUGCUAGUUUUUCAGUCGACGAUGGAAGGCUGGUGCACAGUGACGGAUUCUCAUUUCACAAAACAACACAGAUCAUCUGAACUGUGCGUGCUGUGCUUUUCCGGUUUCUGUGAAUAACAGGCCCGGCAAGUUUAACCUGCUGAAGCCCCCGGACCCAGACGAGCUUGAGGAGUGUUGCGAAAUCAUCGACGAAUGCGAGGAGAUUGCGCCCCCGAAACCCCUCUCUUUUGGCCGUCCCCAAGUGUUCGCGCAGCCGGCCUUCAGUGCGGACAAGUAUUACAAACAGAAAAAGGUAACCACAACGGGCCUUAACCCCAGUGUCAGCAACGUCUUCGACCGCGCGCUCGGGGGACUCGGUGGCGGGAACAAGGCAUCUGCGGGAGGGGCGGUGUCUUCGGGAUCUGGGACGGAGGAGAUUCUUGGCACGGAGGAAAUCGUGUCCACAACUGCGUCUGGCACGUCCGGGACAGAAGACGAUCAGGUUGCGCGCACUACAAAAGGGAGCAACAUGAUCAAUUUGCGGCUCGACCGUUUGCCGCGCUCCAGUGACGGAUCCGUGCCGCUGCAAGACUUCACUGCAGCCCGCGGGAAUGAAAAUGACGCGGGCGCGGCGCUCGAGGACGCUCCGGAGGAACACGGGUCAUCUCCGGGGGAUGAGCGAGCGGAACUUCUGCAGCCCGCUGGCGAAGUGAAGAUGUGCGGCUUAACGGUCCUCUUCCCGCCCUGCUGCCUGAUCGGCGUGAACCGCCUGCGGUCGCCGAACUGCACGGGUCGCUUCGAGCUCUUUCCCGCUGUGGUGGCCAACAGCGUGUUCUGCAUUCGGGUGCACCAGCUGCGCACGCGUUUGUUUGGUGGAAAAGCAAGUACAACUUCGGCAGCCGAGGGCGCGCUUGCGCUGGAGGAACAAAUGCAGCUCGACGAGGCGAGCCAGAAGUCGCGGCUGAUGCUAUUUUUGGGAUUUUUGCAGGGCUUUUCCUGUCCCUCCAACCUGAUGUCCUUGCUGUUCGUGGCGAAGCAGCUGAACUGGUUCCAGAUCGCGCUCUUCAUGGCCUCCUACUGCGUGUCCAGCUGCUGUCUCAUGGGCUGCUUUUGCUACGUCCUGAAGGUGUGGCUCUUUCGUGGCGGCACGGAUCUCAUGCAGGACCUGGCAACCGCCACGCACGAAAAAAUCGAUCCCGUGGACGACAAACCCGCAUUUGAGGGGCGGGCGGGGAAUAACAUGAGUCAAGGUGCGUCGUCGCCCAAUGCCGGAAGGGCAGUUCUGCGGGGGGGAACAGGAGCCACAGCCGCGUACUAUGAAUCAUUUACAUUUUCCUCUUCGAUUUCGACUUCAUGAUCAUUUUUUCUCGUUGGUUGUGUCAAUCUGUGCGGAGGUCAUCAGCGAAUGACUGCAGGAUAGAAGGAUGCAUGGUUGGUGUUUGCAAUAACAAUAUCGAUGUGAAUGUAAAUGUUAUAGUCUCUUCUGCUUCUUCACCUCAUGCUCAUGCUGGUGGAUCAUGGCAUCAUGAUUGUGAAACAAAAUCUUCAACCAAACAGAACUUCUGCACCCGGCUCCGUUGAGCAACCUUCUCCAGCCACGCAGAAGCAAGCAAAGGAUGCACGUAAUAAGUUGCAAAUCUACCGUAUCAGCUGUUUUUUCCUGAUUGCGACGGGGAGUUUCUUUUUGGCCGAAAGUCUGUUGGGCUUCGAUGUUUUCGACUACAUUGGCCUGCACGAGCACCACCACGGAGCGCACCACCACGCCGGCCACGAGCACGAGCGGGACGACGCGCUCGACGUAACCGCGGACUCUGCAGAUCAGAGCGACGCGGGCUUAGCGGCCGGGGACUGGGAGGGGUUUCUGGGUGGACAAUCGCCGUCCUUGGAAGUACGUGCGCAUGCAAAUUCUCGUCGCGCGGAGCAGCAGGAACCCGAACCGCGAGAAGAAAUCCCUGGACUUGUGUCCUCCCGCGAGCAAUUUGCUUCCGCCCCAGGCAGAGACGAAAAUCCGGAGGAGCAUGAUCCGGGGCUUCGUUACAGUACCGCGAUACCGAGCGAAGAACAACCACGAGCGGAAAACAACUUCAACAAGCUGUACAAUAGCGACGGUGGUGCAGGCGGAGCAGGAGAGGAAGCGAUAACACCGGCCUCGAUUAUCGCCCAGCUGCGAAGAAAAAGCAAGCGGACGCCGGCGGAAAAGAAGAAGCAACUGCGAACCGAAUUUCCGUACUUGACGCGUUUUUCUGGUGCAAACAGUGAGGGAUCUUCCUCCAAUGUCGGCCACCCGGAGCCUUCCCCGUCCUCCGCACUGGACAUGGACCCGCGCGAUUUUGAGCAGCAGGGUGCCGCCUACGAUCACAACGCAGCAGUGACCAGCCGGGACGACAGCCGGCCAUUCGCACUUCAGAAAGGGAAAACGAGCAGCGCGCACCAUCAUCAACAUCCAAAGCACCUGUCGAAGCGAACGCUGCGAUCUGAGCGAGGACUCGUGUCGUCGUUCACGGAGCUGGGUGCUUUAGACCCUCGCACCGUGACGAGGCCGCUGCUGGACCGGUCGCCAUACCUCCAAGUAGAAGACGCACCGACCGGACGUACUCCCGUGAUGUCGUCCUCGUCGCGAAGUCGAGCAGCGGGCCCGAGCGAGAUCCUUGAGAAGUUGUCAGCGCACCACCGGGGAGGUGGACAACACUCCGAGGACAGCGAAAAAAGUGUUGCACCGGGAAUGCAGCGCAAGUUCAGCGAGAUCUCCGAACUCGGUUUUCCGAACGCCGGUAUCGUCAUUCCUGCUGCAGGGACGACGAGUUCGCCACAUUAGGUCGUGCGCGUUGGUUCAUCUGUGGUUAGCUGUUUGUUAUUACGACGCCGAGUACUUUUUUCAGUGGUAAAGUCGUAGCCGACGCACGGGCCAUGAUUCAUUGCCAAGCAACUCCACAGUUGGUAGACUGACAGUAGUUUCAGCGUCGUGGCGAAGGAAGUUGAGUGUCAAUAUCUGCUCGUGCCAACUGCAAAAGUGGUUCAUCGAAAAAAUACUAUCUAGCUGGCCGCACUACCGUGGUGGCGGUGACAGAUGUAAAAUGAUUGCCACCGACUUAUUACGGUAGCCUGGUUUGCGGUCGUGUGCGUGUCUACCGAAUAGGUGUUGAUGUGCGCUCCGAAACUGUGUGUGCAUCGUGACAAUUGCAGAAAAAUAGCACCAGACUGCUUCGAAUUUUUCGAGCUGGUGCCAUCGAAAACAAGAGGAAAAAAAUGCUACUGAAUGAAUUUUUGAGAAUUACUUUCACUUUGUACAAACGAGACCCUUAUCUGUAGUGCUGUUUCUCGGGAAGGACUUCCUUUUUUUCGAGUGGUUCUUUGUCCUUCCGAGAAUAUAAAUGGUUUCUCUGAGCUUUUUCUUCUACCCAAUAUCUGUAAGUAAAAAUUUCGAGCUGCUCCCUACAUUGACAUUGUGGCCGAAGUCGUGGUGCAAACUUAACACUUAUGUAACAAACCGAUUGUCCUUCUCCACGUUCUCCGCGGCGCCUUGGCCGACGGAAAAAUAUUUUUGGAGACGGAUGCAUCGAAGGCAAAGCUACGAGCUGGAAAAAGCUCUAGCUUUUAACUCAAACUAGGUUGGUUCUGCGCGACGGUGCUUUCUGCUUGUUGAGGUGAUUUUGCUUUGCAUCUGAUGCUAGUCUUGUAGUAUUGCAGUGAAAGUGAAAGACAUUACUUAAUCCGCUGCUGCUGGUCGCUCUUGCUUUUGACAGAGGUACUGCCGUUGCUCUUGUUUUUCUUCACUGCCGCGAAGGAAAAAUGUUG
Amoebophrya sp. A120 is the source of this 4615-nucleotide messenger RNA. NCBI's taxonomy places the organism in Eukaryota, Dinophyceae, Syndiniales, Amoebophryaceae. The record is from the annotation of a GenBank genome assembly.